This is a messenger RNA of Rotaria sp. Silwood2, 244 nucleotides long. The record is from the annotation of a GenBank genome assembly. Lineage: Eukaryota; Metazoa; Rotifera; Eurotatoria; Philodinida; Philodinidae.
AGCCAUAAUGGAGAUAUUCAUUUUUUUUCAGGUAAAGUGACUUAUGCGCCACCCUAUAUAUAGCAUACAUUUAAUAUGAAAUGUUGCUUUUACUCUAAGAGAGAAAACAGAAAGCUUUAAUUUAGCUUAAAUUUAUUUAUAUGUAAAUUUCGAAAAUUUUAAUUUAUUUUAAUUAUAAAUUUUUAGUGUAACAACAAUUUACAUUUUUCUUUAUGUUAAUUCCGAAAAUUUAAGCUUAUUUUAG